AUGCAGCUGCUUUCCUUCGUCGCUGUUGCUGGUCUCACGGCAAGCGUUGCUGCACGCAGCGCUCGCUCUGUUGGCAAGGACUUUGAACUUCCUCGCCCUCGCCUCACGCGUCCCCUGCCGAGCGUUCAGCAGCACAAGCGCCAGAGCAAGCAGAUCAUUACCACUGAGGCUUCAAAGUCUUUCGCCGUCAAUGGCUCUGCUGGCGCAAUUCCCCAAGUCGACUUUGACAUUGGCGAGUCAUAUGCUGGUCUUCUCCCCAUCAGCGACAAGGCCAAUGAGACGUCUGAGCUCUACUUUUGGUUCUUCCCCUCUGCGAACCGAGAUGCCGACGACGAGAUCACCAUCUGGUUGAACGGUGGACCUGGUUGCUCCUCUCUCGAGGGUUUCCUCCAGGAAAACGGACCCAUCUCAUGGCAGUACGGCAGCGGUCCCGGUCCCGUGUACAACCCAUGGAACUGGGCCAACCUCACCAACAUGGUCUGGGUUGAGCAGCCCGUCGGCACCGGUUUCACCCAAGGCACACCCACGGCUACAAGCCAAGAAGAAGUUGCCGCAGAGUUCCUCGGCUUCUUCAAGAACUUCAUCAACACCUUUGGUCUGCAGAACCGAAAGGUCUACAUCACUGGCGAGUCUUAUGCCGGACGCUAUGUGCCCUACAUCGCCGACGCCAUGUUGAGCGCAAACGACUCAUCCUACUACGACGUCAAGGGAAUCAUGUUCUACGACCCCAGUGUGGCCAACGAUGUGCUCCUCGAGGAUAUUCCCUCUGUUCCCUUUGUCGACAAGUGGGCCGGUCUCUUCAACUUCAACGAGACUUUCAUGAAGGAAAUUCACCAGCGCGCAGACGAGUGCGGAUACACUGAGUACAUGGAGAAGUACCUUACCUUCCCCCCUACCAGCAAGCUCCCCAUCCCCACAAAGGACGCCAGCACGCCCAACUGCUCCAUUUGGAACGACAUCAUCGACGCCGUCAUGCUCACAAAUCCCUGCUUCGACGUCUACGCUGUCGCCACCACCUGCCCCUUGCUCUGGGACCCCCUUGGCUUCCCCGGCUCCUUCGACUACCUUCCCCCCAACACUGAAAUUUACUUCAACCGCACCGACGUGCAAAAGGCUAUCAACGCCCCCGUCCAGCCCUGGGCUGAGUGCUCCAACGGCGUCCUCGACACUGACUCCUCCCCCCAAUCCUCAUGGGAAGUCAUCCCCCGUGUCAUCGAUGCCCUAGACCGCACCGUCAUCGCGCACGGCGAACUCGACUUCAUCCUCCUCUACAACGGUACCCUCAUGGCCAUCCAGAACAUGACCUGGGGCGGUGUCCAGGGUUUCCAGAAGCCGCCUACUGACGACUUUUACGUCCCUUACCACACUGACCUCAGCCUCACUAGUCUGAGCGCAAAGGGCAUCAUGGGCAAGACGAUUACCGAGCGCAAGUUGACAUAUGUCCAACAGGCGCUUAGUGGACAUAUGGUCCCCCAGUACCAGCCUAGCAGCGCGUACCGCCAGCUAGAGUUCUUGCUGGGUAGGAUUGAUAGCUUGACUAGCCGUGUUGGAUUUACUACGCUGCCGGCUGUUGAGCAGAGUAAUGCGACGAGUGUCGUGAGCAGGGAUUUGGGAGUGAUGAAGAAUGAGUUUAAGAAGUGGUUUUAG
Messenger RNA from Pyrenophora tritici-repentis Pt-1C-BFP, 1647 nucleotides. RefSeq names its product Carboxypeptidase C (cathepsin A). The record is from RefSeq and is a predicted model, not a curated record. Gene Ontology annotation, molecular function: serine-type carboxypeptidase activity. Gene Ontology annotation, biological process: proteolysis. Lineage: Eukaryota; Fungi; Ascomycota; Dothideomycetes; Pleosporales; Pleosporaceae.